Lucilia sericata (common green bottle fly) is the source of this 528-nucleotide messenger RNA. RefSeq names its product small nuclear ribonucleoprotein-associated protein N-like. The record is from RefSeq and is a predicted model, not a curated record. The coding region runs from base 23 to 469 and encodes 148 amino acids. NCBI's taxonomy places the organism in Eukaryota, Metazoa, Arthropoda, Insecta, Diptera, Calliphoridae. The transcript is spliced from 4 exons.
UAUAUUAAAAAUUUAAAUCAAAAUGGAUGGAUUUAUUAUUGGAUUGAGCAUUGGUUGCACUAUAUUUGUUAUAACAAGUGCAGUGGUUUUAAUACGUCGACGAAAGCGCAAUAACCGUUAUCCGGGUGAAGUUAUAGCAGCACCUGUGGUUGUAACAUCUGCUACUCAUACAGCACCUGGUGGUUAUCCCGUUACACAAAUGCCAGUAGGGGCUACAACAACAGCGUAUCCAUCACAAGCCUAUGCUGCGCCCUACCCUCCUCAGGGAGCUCCUACACAAAUGCCCAUGCCAAUGCCUAUGCCUGCAGGUCAACCUCCAGUUGGUAUGCAACCUCAUUUACCACCAUAUCCAGCGACUAAUAUGAAUCCACCUCCCUAUGAUGUGGCUGUUAAUUGUGCCGGUGCUGGGCAAGUUAACAAUACUGGUUACCAAAAACAAGCACCCUACAAUCCCAACUAUCCAAUGUAAACAAAUGUUUUCCAACAUUUCAUUUUUCCAUACAAACUAGAGAUACAACCAACGACUUU